Messenger RNA from Capsella rubella, 1731 nucleotides. RefSeq names its product cytochrome P450 76C1. The record is from RefSeq and is a predicted model, not a curated record. Lineage: Eukaryota; Viridiplantae; Streptophyta; Magnoliopsida; Brassicales; Brassicaceae. The coding region runs from base 84 to 1610 and encodes 508 amino acids. Gene Ontology annotation, molecular function: iron ion binding; heme binding; oxidoreductase activity, acting on paired donors, with incorporation or reduction of molecular oxygen. The transcript has 3 exons.
GAUAGUAAAAAAAAUUAUUUGUCUACUACAAAUAUAUAAUAUGUGAUAAUAAUAUUUUUUUUUGAUAUAUGUGAAAUACACAGAUGGACAUAAUCUCAGGACAAGCUCUUCUCCUCCUCUUUUGCUUUAUCUUAUCAUGUUUUCUUAUCUUCACCACCGCAGGAUCUCGACAGAACUCUCGCGGAGCCACCGAGCUGCCUCCAGGACCUCCGCGUUUACCGAUCAUCGGAAAUAUUCACCUCGUCGGAAAACAUCCACAUCGCUCAUUCGCCGACCUCUCAAAAACUUAUGGACCAGUCAUUAGUCUUAAGCUUGGAAGUUUAAAUACAGUGGUUAUAGCUUCACCAGAAGCUGCGAGAGAGGUUUUACGAACACAUGACCAGAUUUUGUCUGGCCGUAGCCCCACUAACGCUAUACGGUCCAUCAAUCACCAAGAUGCUUCCCUUGUCUGGCUUCCUGCGUCGUCGGCUCGUUGGAGGCUGUUUAGAAGAUUGUCGGUUACUCAGCUUUUCUCACCACAGCGUCUCGAAGCCACGAAAGGCAUGAGGGUGAACAAGGUGAAGGACCUUGUGGGCUUCAUAAAUGAAAGCAGCGAUAGAGAAGAAUUUGUUGAUAUUUCUCGUGCAUCCUUCAUCACAACUCUCAAUAUCAUAUCGAACAUUCUGUUUUCCGUCGAUCUUGGUAGCUACAACGCGAAAGAUUCCAUUAACGGGGUUCAAGACACGGUGAUUAGUCUUAUGGAGGCUGUAGGGAAACCAGACGCUGCUAAUUACUUUCCAUUGCUGAGGUUUCUUGAUCUGCAAGGUAAUAAGAAGACUAUGAAAGUUUGCACAGAGAGGUUGUUUGGGGUUUUCCGUGGGUUCAUUGAUGCUAAGAUUGCGGAAAAAUCAUCUCAGAGUAACCCCAGAGAUAUUUCGAAGAACGAUUUCGUAGACAACCUUCUGGAUUACAAAGGAGAUGAAGCAGAACUCAAAAUUAGCGAUAUUGAACACUUUGUCUUGGAUAUGUUUACAGCAGGCACGGACACAAGCUCAAGUACCGUAGAAUGGGCAAUGGCAGAGUUACUAAGAAACCCUAAAACGAUGGUGAAAGCUCAGGCCGAGAUCGAUCGUGUGAUAGGCCAAAACGGUAUCGUUGAAGAGUCAGAUAUCGCAGAACUGCCGUAUUUACAAGCAGUUGUGAAGGAAACAUUCCGGUUACAUCCGGGUGCUCCGUUUCUUAUCCCGAGAAAAGCAGAAUCCGAUGUGGAGGUUCUUGGGUUUAUGGUGCGUAAAGAUACUCAAGUUUUGGUGAACGUAUGGGCCAUAGGAAGAGACCCGAGUGUGUGGGAGAAUCCGACCCGGUUCGAGCCAGAGAGGUUUUUAGGGAAAGAGAUUGACGUGAAAGGUAAAGAUUAUGAGCUAACACCGUUUGGGGCCGGACGUAGAAUAUGUCCGGGAUUGCCUCUGGCUGUGAAGACCGUGUCUCUCAUGCUCGCUUCUCUUCUUUAUUCCUUUGAAUGGAAGCUUCCGAACGGCGUCGUUUCCGUGGACAUGGACGAGACCUUUGGUAUCACAUUACAUAAGACCAAACCGUUACAUGCCAUUCCCGUCAAGAAAACGCGCCAUUAAUUAAUCAUGCUAUAAUAGUAUAUUUUAAUAAUUUCUUUAGUGAUAGUAAAAGAGCAUGUUUAUUGGCAAACUCUUGGUUUUUAACUAAGAAACUUUCUUACUAAAAUCAACAUUUGACUCU